Cimex lectularius (bed bug) is the source of this 863-nucleotide messenger RNA. It is a transcript of the gene Pfdn5, whose product is annotated as prefoldin subunit 5. The record is from RefSeq and is a predicted model, not a curated record. NCBI's taxonomy places the organism in Eukaryota, Metazoa, Arthropoda, Insecta, Hemiptera, Cimicidae. The transcript has 5 exons. Bases 64 to 774 code for a protein of 236 amino acids. Gene Ontology annotation, cellular component: cytoplasm; prefoldin complex. Gene Ontology annotation, biological process: protein folding; regulation of DNA-templated transcription.
UCAGUCUGUAUAUGUAAAUAAAUAAAUAAAAAUCAGUCGUAAGAAAAUCACAUCACCUUACCGAUGACUCUAGUUUCAAGUUUGAACACCAGUAAAGUGAUGAAAAGUCAGCCCCAGCCCACCAGAGGCACCAGCAGAGCAUCGAAUCACCUUUUUAUCCCCUGGUUUAGAAUUAGGUUUCAUUCCAUCACCAAAUCGUGCCGUGCUUGUUGUUUUUCGCCUAUUUUUGAUUUUUCUAGUAGGAAAAUGGCAUCUCAGGCGGAAAAGAUUCCCCAGAUGAAAGACGAAAAGGGCAACAUCAUACAAAUGGUAGAAGUUGAAAAGCUUGCCAUCAACUCACUUAGGCACCUGAAGAAACAAAUUGAACAGGAAAUAGGCAUUUUCCAAGAUUCAAACCAGACGCUGAGGAUCGCCCAGAGCAAGUACAUGGAAGCGAAGGAAUCCAUGGCCAGGCUAGAACCAGAGAUCACCGGAUCUGAAAUCCUAGUGCCACUUACUUCUUCUAUAUUUGUCCCUGGUGUUGUUAUAGACGGGGGCAAAGUUUUAGUAGACGUUGGUACUGGAUUUUUAAUAAACAUGACCAUUAAAGAAGCAAAGGAUUACUUCGAUAGGAAAAUAAAAUAUGUGUGUGGACAAAUAGAUGCAAUUAAUUUGAUGGCAAUUGAGAAAACUAGAAUGAAAGAUGUCAUUGUGAGUACAUUAGAGAAAAAAAUUCAAGCACAGAUUGGAUCCAAAAUACGACAACAACCACCACCUCAGCUGGAAACUGCCUAAUGUUUUUGUUUUAAUUUAUUAAUUUUGAUCUUCACGCUAUUAUUAAUCUUUGAAUUUAAUUAAUAAAACUGCAUAUAUAUAAUAUACAA